UGGCAAUAUAGGGAAUAGAAUAGCAAAUCUUAUGAGGAUGAUGGAAGUGCAAAGAAGAUAUUUCAGAUGCAAUUUCUUCCAGCUUAUCAGUAUAAUAUUUAUCAUAGGCCGUGUUAUACUCUUUCUUGGCCAGUUCCCCUGCCGGGUGGGGGCCGAUGUGCACUAUUACGAUUUCGUAUUGAAGGAAAUUAAUGUUACAAAACUCUGCGUGACGGAGACCAUCUUAACAGUGAAUGGUCUUUUUCCUGGACCAGUAAUUCGAGUACACAAAGGAGACACGGUGUAUGUAAACGUCACUAAUCAAGGGAUUUACGGUGUCACUCUUCACUGGCAUGGGGUGAAACAACCUCGAAAUCCAUGGUCAGAUGGACCGGUGUUCAUUACCCAAUGUCCAAUCCAACCGGGAUCAAAUUUCACGUAUGAAGUCCUCUUCUCUGAAGAGGAAGGAACCCUUUGGUGGCAUGCCCAUAGUGAUUGGACAAGGUCAACUGUUCAUGGUGCGAUUGUCAUCUUACCAAAAGAAGGAACUACGUAUCCAUUUCCAGAUCCCGAUGGGGAAGAGGUAAUUGUGUUAGGUUCCUGGUAUAAGGGAGAUUUGAACGCGGAGGUAAAUGAAGAUCUAGAGGAAGGGGUCGAUAUUCCCCAUUCCAGUGGUUAUUUAAUCAACGGGAAACUCGGAGAUUUUGCUAAUUGCUCCACAAGUACAACGUAUCGUUGGUCGGUUGAUUACGGGAAGACAUAUCUUCUUCGGAUAGUUAAUGCAGUGAAUGACGAUUCACUCUUUUUUGCAAUCGCGGAACACAACCUCACAGUCAUAGGGAUGGAUGCAGCAUACAUAAAGCCUGUAGUGACAAGCUAUAUCAUGAUAAGUCCAGGGAACACAAUGGACGUGCUAUUCACAGCAAACAGGCCUCUUGGACACUACUACAUGGCAAGUCGACAAUUUUUGACUGAAAAUGCAAUACUAGACCAUAAUAACGGCACCGCGAUCAUUGAAUACACAGGAGACUACAACUUCUCAUCCUCCCCGAUUUUCCCCCACAGCCUCCCUGAAAAUCUAGAUAUGGGAGCUGCAUUGAGAUUUACUGGCUUCAUCAGGAGCCUGGCAAAUGAGGAUUAUCCCGUAAGCGUCCCAAUGAAUGUGACCACAAGGAUGUUUAUAGUGGUAUCCAUGGGCGAGCUUUGCAGGAAUCGUACACAUUGCAAUAUCACUGCAGGAAGUGAGAACAUUCUAGGUUCGACUAUGAAUAAUAUCAGUUGGGCCAACCCGAUGGUGGACGUCCUUGAGGCUUAUUACAGGAACCUAAGUGGCUAUUACACGAUGGAUUUCCCAGAUUUGCCUCUAACCAUGUACAAUUUUACUGAGGAUACAACUGACGCGGAUAUUGUAUUUACAGAUCAAGGGACAAAGGUUAAGGUUUUGAAUUACAACGAAUCUGUGGAAGUAGUGUUCCAAGGCACUGCUUUACUUGGUGGGGCUGGUGUUCAUCCAAUGCAUAUGCACGGCUACAGCUUCUACGUGGUAGGGAUGGGCGGAGGCAAUUUCAACAAUGAGACAGAUCCUUUGACAUAUAAUUUGGUUGAUCCUCCAAAAGUUAAUACUUUCAUAGUCCCUAAGGAUGGAUGGUCAGCCAUCAGAUUCAUCGCAAAUAAUCCAGGGGUGUGGUUUUGGCAUUGUCACUUCGAUCGGCACCUUAGUUGGGGUAUGGACACGGUUUUCAUAGUGAAGAAUGGACACACGGAGGAAACGAGCAUUCGUCCGCCCCCUUCCAACAUGCCUCUGUGCACUGGCCGGUAUCCACAAGACAUCCUCAUAAGAAAAUGGAACCAUCACUACAAGAAGUACCCCUAUUAGAGACAAAUGAUGGGAGCCAAUUAUAAAAGGAAAAAUAACAUGAUGUAUCACAACCUUUGCAUAUUAUCUUAGUUUUAUCCCUAUAUCGGUUUUUUUCUAAGGCAUCUAAUGUUAAUAGUUUCGUUUCAAA
Messenger RNA from Punica granatum (pomegranate), 1985 nucleotides. Lineage: Eukaryota; Viridiplantae; Streptophyta; Magnoliopsida; Myrtales; Lythraceae. The record is from RefSeq and is a predicted model, not a curated record.